GGAAGGUACAGUUCUCAUCACCGGAGCCAACGAGUCCUUGGCCCUAAAGUGCGUGGACCAGCUUCUCUCAUCCUAUCCAGCAUUUACCCUCAUCGGUACCGCCCGAAACACCUCUGACCAAGGUCCCCACGCCGCAAAGCUAAACGGGAUCAUAUCCAAAUAUCCUGAUCGGAAAGGGCAUAUCGAGAAACUCGACUUGAACUCCGCGAACGAUGUUUGACAAUUUACAACCCAUAUAUCCCAUCAAGUCCGCAAUGUGACCCUCUCCCAAUGUCUCCACCAUCGUUUGCAAUGCCUUCCGUCGGUCCCUUAGCAGCGGAGGAAGAUUCUCGACCAACUGCUUCGAGUCCGACUCCCAAGUUACUUAUCUUUCACAUUGCUUAUUAGUCCCAGGACUGCUCGGUAGAUGGAUGAACGAAGAGGCCUCAUCGACAUGCUAGGCUCCAAUGCACAUUGUCCGGAUCUACCGAAUGCACUAUCCAAUCUGACGGCUUCUUUCCCGGAUGAUAUUGAGACAUUGGUUCAUCCUUCUUCGCAUCCGGUCGAGCAUGAUCAUGAUAAAGGGUGGCAGCGAUACGGCACGGCGUAAUUGGUUACGGCGAUGUUCGUUAAUGGCCUGAACCGUGAGUUACAAA
Aspergillus alliaceus is the source of this 635-nucleotide messenger RNA. RefSeq lists its product as uncharacterized. The transcript has a single exon. The coding region runs from base 407 to 589 and encodes 60 amino acids. The record is from RefSeq and is a predicted model, not a curated record. Lineage: Eukaryota; Fungi; Ascomycota; Eurotiomycetes; Eurotiales; Aspergillaceae.